AUGUCUCAAUUAAUAUUUUCCUACCUGCUCUACCACGGCCGCCAACCUUUGUACAGAAUAGUCCAGCAUACUCAUCUAUCCCCUCUCCAAGUUAGACAUGGUCUGGCUGUUCUAAUCCAACAGCAUCUAAUAUAUCAUUGUACUUCCCUGGAUGACGGUAUUACAUACUAUGAAGCUAGCUGGAGGACUGCAUACAAUCUCGUACGGUCGGGAAAGGUCAUACAAUUGGUCGAAGAAAGACUGGGGGAGUAUGCUGCCAAAGUGAUGUCCAUCAUCAUCUAUCAUGGUCAUGUGAAGAUUAGCUAUUUAGAGACGCUACCAGAGCUACAACCUCAAGCUCAGCGGAAAGAAGAAGAUGAUACAGGCGGAAAUGGACCCAAUGAAACACAUGAGGGCGAAGAUGACGCUGUAAAUCCAGAGGGAGUAGAGCUGAAAAUAGAAGAUGGCGAACAAGUUGAGGUAGGAGGGCCGGAGAACGGCAUUAAUGGCAAUCACGACGAGCAUGAACUCUCUCAACUUCACCCCACUUUGCGAUCGCUUGCUACCUAUGGAUAUAUUAUGAAGGUACGGGACGCCCAUUUCCAAAGUCCGUCAGAUCUUGUCGAGGAUGCCGAAAGGGCCAUUGGCGCACGGUCGGAUGUACGUGGUUUGAAGGGGAAAAGGCUCCAGGAAGCGAUUGAGACCGGAGUGGAGGUAUACAUUCAAGAGAAAACAGAUGGAACGAUAUCUCAAGGGUCAGUUAAAGGGGGUUUACCCAGGGGCACUAAACGACGCGCCGGAAGGUCGACAACACACUCUUCAAACAAAAGAGUGAAGAGUGAACAUACGGCAGAAGAUGAGGCCGAUGGGCGCUAUGAUGACAUCAGCGAUGACGACUACGUGGAUGACAAUGCUACACCGAUGGAUUGUAAUAUGAUUGUUCGUGUCAAUUUUCAGAAAUUCGAGGUCGCAUUACGAAACAGACGUUUUGUUAGAUUGGCUGCACAUCAUACCUCCGCGGUGACCUCUCAAGUCUACGAAGCGCUACUUGAUCGCAUUGAGCUUAAAACUCCUGUAUGCCGAAAGCAGCUAGAGCGUGCUUCGGAGGGGGAGGAAGGCGAGCAAUAUUCCGUCGCUAUCCCGCUACAUACCAUCCUAGAUGACCUUGACCCCGGCCUGGAGCUCUCGGGUUCCAUGGCUAAAACAGAUCCAAAGAGCCCACUUUCAAAUAGACACAUAGGCCUCAAUGGAGACUACGACGAUGACGACGGGGGAGGUUCCCGAAAGAGUAACAAAAACCGAAUAUAUGAACUCGAGCAACACCUGUCUCUCCUGGCCCAGGAACCACAUAUUUUCUCCACACGCAGUAUGCAAUCGGGCAUGAUAACCUGGGCUGUCGAAUUCAGACAUCUCGCCUGCCGACUCCGCCAUCUAGAACUCGAGCGCAUUAUCGAAUCGCGCUUCGGCACCAUUGCAGUGCGUGUCGUCCGCGUACUCGCUGCAAAGGGAAAACUGGAUGAGAAACGCCUUCAGGAAAUCAGCCUGAUGGCGUCUAAGGAACUACGCCAGGUGCUUGCGCGUAUGGAAGCGGCUGGCUUCGUUGACCUGCAGGAAGUACCGCGCGACACACAGCGCCAGCCGUCUCGGACUAUGUAUCUUUGGUUCUUCGAUCCGGACCGCGUGGGCACUAUGGUCCUCGAGGAUACGUAUAAGUCCAUGUCGCGCUGCCUGCAGCGCAUGGCUGUUGAGAGGAAUAAGUUGAAGUUCUUUUUGGAAAAAACAGAGCGCACAGAUGUUAAGGGGAAUGAAGAGAAGUAUUUGUCUGCUGCGGAGCUCAAGAUGUUGAAGGAGUGGCGCGAUAAGGAGGCUCUGCUACUUGGGGAGGUUGGGAGGUUAGAUGACAUAGUUGCUGUUUUGAGAGAUUAUUGA
Molecule: messenger RNA, 1908 nt
Organism: Paracoccidioides brasiliensis Pb18
Product: DNA-directed RNA polymerase III subunit rpc3
Exons: 3
Coding region: 1-1908 (635 amino acids)
Biological process (GO): DNA-templated transcription
Cellular component (GO): RNA polymerase III complex
Molecular function (GO): single-stranded DNA binding
Source: RefSeq, a predicted model, not a curated record